AUGGCACAGUGCAGGCACCAGCACAAGCACCAUUACCAGCACCAGCACAAGCACCGGUUCCAGCACAAGCAUAGGCACCAGAACCAGCACCAGCACCAGCACCAGCACCAGGACCAGCACCAGCAGCAGCACCAGCUUAAGCAUCAGGAGAGGCACAAGGGCCAGCACCAUCACCAGCACAAAUACUGCUUCAAGCACAAGCACCAGCACAGACACCAGCAAGGCACCAGCACCAGAACUAGUACUGUUACAAACACCAGGACAAACAAGAACACCAACACGAAAACCAGCACCAGCUCUAGCACUAGUACAGGUACCAGCACAGGCACCAGCAAAGUCACCAGCACCAACACAAGCACCACCACCAGCACCAGCACCACAAGUACCAGCACCAGCAGCACCAUCCUAAGCACCAAGUCAGGCAUAAGUACCAGCUUCAGCAGAAGCAACAACACAGGCACCAGCACCAGCACCAGGACAAACACUAGGUCCAGGACAAGCACCAGCACUAUCACCAGCACCAGCACCAGCACCAGCCUAAUCACCAGGACAGGCACAAGCGCCAGCACCAGCACUAACACCAGCACAAGCACUGGGUUAUGCACAAGCACCAGCACCACCACCAGUCCCACCACCAGCACUAGCAGCAGCACCAGCACAAGCUCCAGCACCAAUACAAACACCAGAACCACCACCAGCAGCAGCACCAGACUAAGCACCAGAACUAGCACCAGCUGCAGCACCAGCACCAGCACCAGCACCAGCUCUAGCACCAGAACAAGCAUCACCUCCAGCACCAAUACCAGCAUAAGGACAAGGACAGGCACAAGCACAAGCACCAGCACCAGCACCACCACCAGCCCUACCACCAGAACCAGCACCAGCAGCGGCACCAGCACCAGCCUAAGCACCAGGAUAGGCACAAGCGCCAGCAUCAGCAAAAGCAACAGCACAGACACCAGCACCGCUCAAGCACUAACAACUGCACCGGCUCAGGAACCAGCAGAGGCACCAGCACCAGCACAAGCUCAAGCACCAGCAUCAACAGCAGCACCAGCAGCACCUAUAGCAUCAACAUCAGCCUAAGCACCAGAACUUGCACCAGCAUAAGCACCAGUGCCAGCACCAGAGCAAGCAAUUGUUUCAGCACAAGCACCAGUACCACAACCUUCACCAGCACUAGCACCAGCACCUGCCUAAGCACCAGCACAGGCACCAGCACCAGUACCAUCACCAGCUACAGCACCAGCACCAGUACUGCAACCAGCAGCAGCACCAGCCUAAGCAACAGCACCUGCUCCAGCAUUGGUACUGGCAC
This is a messenger RNA of Rhopilema esculentum, 1318 nucleotides long. The record is from RefSeq and is a predicted model, not a curated record. NCBI's taxonomy places the organism in Eukaryota, Metazoa, Cnidaria, Scyphozoa, Rhizostomeae, Rhizostomatidae.